Messenger RNA from Monopterus albus (swamp eel), 2258 nucleotides. RefSeq names its product cystine/glutamate transporter-like. Gene Ontology annotation, biological process: amino acid transmembrane transport. The record is from RefSeq and is a predicted model, not a curated record. The coding region runs from base 162 to 1511 and encodes 449 amino acids. The transcript has 13 exons. Gene Ontology annotation, molecular function: L-amino acid transmembrane transporter activity. Gene Ontology annotation, cellular component: membrane. Lineage: Eukaryota; Metazoa; Chordata; Actinopteri; Synbranchiformes; Synbranchidae.
CAGCAUCUAUGGAGAGGAACUAAUACAAGGCUCAGGGCUCAAAGGUAGCUUAAAGAAGACUGUUGACUGUAUCAACACUGGAAAUGAUUCUGCUAUUGUGUUGUUGAGCAACAUCAGGAAAGAGCUUGAAAGAUUGAAGUGAAACCUACAGCCACAGAGGAAUGGAUGGGACACAAAUGAAGAAAGAGGUGGAUGACAGGAAGAAGAAGACACAGGAGGAGAUGGUGCACCUCAGGAGAAAGAUCGGCUUGCUGCCUGCUGUGUCCUUCAUCAUUGGUACAGUGGUGGGCAGUGGGAUCUUUAUCGCACCCAAGGGAGUCCUGAUGAACAGUGGCAGUGUGGGGCUCUCUCUGCUCGUGUGGGUGCUGAGUGGAGUCCUUUCAAUGUUUGGGGCUUUGUGCUAUGCUGAACUGGGCACCAGUUUUACAAAAUCAGGGGGCCACUACACUUAUCUACUGGAGACACUGGGGCCACUGCCUGCCUUCUUACAACUUUGGGUGGAGUUCUUAUUUGGCAGGCCGGCUUCAGCUUGUUAUGUAUCACUGGCUUUUGGCCGCUAUGUGGUGGAGCCGUUCUUUGCACCUUGUCCUGCUCCCACAGUACUAAUCAAGCUGGUCAGCAUCCUCCUACUUUCUGCUUGUCUUUCAGGAAAGACAGAGAAUUUCCAGAAAGGCUUUGAAAUUGAUUCAUUAACACUGGAUAAGUUGCCACUGGCCUUUUAUAAUGGUCUAUAUGCCUACAGUGGAUGGUUUAAUCUGAACUAUGUCACAGAAGAAGUCAUAAACCCAAAUAGAAACAUCCCACUAGCAAUAAUCUGCUCCAUGGUGACAGUGACAGUUUUUUAUGUGCUUGUUAAUGUGGCCUACUACACCAUGAUAUCUCCUGCUGAGCUGCUGCUGUCUGAUGCCGUGGCUGUGAUGUUUGCCAACCGCAUGCUCCACGGACUGACUGCUGUGAUUCCCGUUCUUGUGGCUCUAUCCUGCCUUGGAACACUUAAUAGUGACUUCUUUGCAGGAUCCAGGAUGCUGUUUGUAGGAGCCAGGGAGGGCCACUGGCCACCAAUCUUUUCCAUGAUUCACAUUCACAGACAUACACCUUUGCCUGCUGUGCUGUUACUGUACCCCUUGACUGUGUUGAUUGUGAUCGUUGGAGAGAUCUACCAGCUCAUCAAUGUUGUCUCCUUUGGCAGCUGGUUUUUCAUGGCCUUGGCAACCUUGGGGAUGCUCAUCCAUCGGUACCACUUCCCCCUCCACCCAAGACCUUUCAAAGUGCCCGUGGCCAUCACAUUCAUCUUCACAGUGGUUUGCUUCUUCACUGUGGGUAUGUCUCUGUAUUCAGACCCCUGGAACACAGGGAUAAGCUGUGCUCUCACACUGACUGGAGUCCCAGUUUAUUAUUUGACUGUCCACCGCUUCCGCCUGCCCCACAGAUGGAGACGCAGCUUCAACUACUGCAGCUUAGAGCUGCAGCUCCUUCUAGAAGUGGUUCAACAGGAAGUCCAGACAUACUGAACACCCCAAAGACAUCCUGCUUUCUGUUCACAGACUUUGUGGUUACCAGCUGAAGCACUGCAAGAAGCUUCUUUGUUUGUACAGAAGUUUAAACCAGUAUGUUUUAAGUGUCAGUUGUAAUACAUUAAGAAUUUUAAGUUAUAUUUGCAAAAAAACUCUUGAACCUACACUAGAGAAAAUGAAAAUCUGACUUUUUUUCAUAAAAUUUGGCCCAAUUAUUUUAAGAUAACUUACUAAUGCUAGAUACUUUUCAGGGCCAGUUUCUAACACCCAUUGGAACCGGAAUAAAACACAUUCUUCUCUAUCACUGUCCUUCUGUAUGACCAUCUACUUAAGAUAGUCUUUUGUUAUUUACAAUGUUCUGUAUGGACCAACAGUAAUUUUAGAAUAAGAAAGACAAUCUCUAAAGGGUUCUGACCUGUGCAAUAAUCAUGCUGUCUAAUCAGCAUCUUCACAGAUUUGUGAACAAUAUUUGAGAGAAAUAGGUCUUUUGUGUACAUACUAGAACAAGUCAUAGAUUUUUGAAUUCAGCUCAUGAAAAAUGGGGGGAAACACAAAAGUGCUGCGUUUAUAAUUGUGUUGAGUGUAAAUAACUGUUAGGACUAUCAUUAAUGUUAUGUUGCUACUUUUAUUAUUCCAUUAGAAUGAUUUUUUUCUUCUUUUCUUUCACUGUUGCAGCUGUUGUUUUAUGUCUGUGAAACCUGUCAGCCUGUCAACCACUUGCUUUUAAUGGGAAUAUUGCUAAUA